CGAGAUCAAUUCGAGCGGCGACAACAGCAGAAGUAGCAACAGCGCUGUCACUAGCGGUAAGCAUACUCAAAUAAGCAAUUGGCGGUCGAUUGAAAUUAAAUUGUACACAAUGUCUUUGUAUAUGCCACUUACACCGGACAUAUUGGCCUUGUGUUUGCUUUUCGCUUGGCUUAGAAAGAUCAAAGGGCCAGAACAAUAUGCCAAGGUCAAAAUGCUGGCUUGGCCGUUCUUUCCCUUUCUCUUUCUCUCUUUCUCUCUUUUACUGACCACACUAAACGCUAUUUUGCAUACAUAUAAAAUCCACCCACCCGCCUACUCACUCAAAAAAUACUAUACGCUACUACAUUCGAGCAAAUUGUCAAUUCGUUAGUCAUUUGUCGCCCUCCUUAUAAAUACCUGCAUAAUAUCCUCAAACUAAUAAAUUUUUAUUUCACAUACACACUGCGGCAACAUGGUGCCCCGGCAAAAUAUUGGGAUUGUGCGCCGAUACGUAGACAGUUGGAAGAGCUGGGCGCAGCUAGUGCGGGAGUCACGCCUCGUCAGCGCUUUGCCGGCUAUUGUCAUCGCGUUGAUAAUAGCCAACCUGCCCGCGCCUCACGGCCUCUCUGACACAAGUAUGCGGUUACUGGGCGUGUUUGCUGGGGUGGUCAUGGGCUUGCUGACAGCUGACUAUGACACUUCAGUCAUCCUGGCCGUAGCGCUGCUCAUGCUGACGCUGACAAAGAGCUUCAUGUGCACUACACUGGACGGGAAGCACGUCGAGUGCGACAGGUGUAACACAGUGUAUCGAGGAAAAACGGGGCGCUGGGACGAGUACAAGUGUGACCCAAUUGGCGGCAGCUUUGAGGCUGCCAUUUCAGGCUUCUCCAACAAGAUUGUAUGGCUCGUAUUCUGUGCAUUCCACAUUGGAAAGGCCGUUGAGAAGACGGGGUUCGGGCGGCGCGUGUCUCUGGCGCUGGUUCAAGCCAUGGGCAGAUCAACCAUUGGUAUCGGCUAUGCGGUUUGCCUGGCAGAGCUCGCGCUCGCGCCGUUUAUCCCUUCAAAUACGGCCCGCGGUGGCGGCAUUGUCUAUCCUAUCGUCGAGUCGGUGAUUGCGUCGCUCGGCGUGGAUCCGCAGAUGGGUGAGAAUCCAAUGGGCGGGUUUCUCUCUAUCAUUGCCUCACAUGCUAAUCUACUGUCUUCGUCGUUGUUUAUAACGGGUAUGGCGGGAAACCCGAUUGUUGCUAGCAAGGCCGCGAGUAUAUUCGAUAUCGAAUUUGGCUUUAUUGAGUGGCUUCUAGGCGCUAGUGUGCCCGUCCUGCUGCUAAUACUCAUCAUGCCGCCGAUUAUGCAUGCAUUUAUGCGCCCAACCGUCAACUUUGCUCGCCUAGAAUGCGAGAUACGCCGUCAGAACCGCAACUUGGGCCCGGUGUCUGAGGACGAGUACAAACUGUGCUUGACGCUUCUCUGCUGUCUGGUUAUGUGGGUCGGAACGCCGUACUUUGGUAUCGACGCCACUGUAGUGGCAUUUAUAGCCAUUGUCGCGCUCAUCCUCCUUAACGUUCUCAACUGGGACGAUGUGGUCAGAAACCACAAGGCAUGGGACACGUUCUUUUGGCUAGCAGCAUUCAUAGUGCUGGCCGAGCAGCUUUCGGAACUGGGAGUCACCGACUGGAUCGGAAACACACUUUCGAGCUCGCUGCACAAUGCGUCGCCAUUGAGAAGCACGCUGACUCUCGCUGUUGUGUACUUUUUCUCAAUGUACUUUUUCUCGUCGAUUUCCAGCCAUGUUGUCGCCUUUGCCGGACCCUUUUUUGUCGCCGGCAAAGUACUCGGGUGCCCGCCACGUUUGCUGGCCAUCCUCAUUGCUAUCUUCAGCUCGAGCGCGGGUGUUCUGACGCCAUUUUCGACGGGCUCUGUGGCAAUGUAUGCCUCGCAAGGCUAUAUCACGCAGCCAAAAUGGUUUCUCAUCGGCAUUAUGUCGGCGGUGGCCAUUCUGUGUGUGUCGUUUUCAGUGGGCUUGCUGUGGUGGAAACUUCUUGGUUGGUAUUAGCGCCUUUUUAAUAAAUUAAUAAAUGUCUU
Molecule: messenger RNA, 2061 nt
Organism: Kickxella alabastrina
Lineage: Eukaryota; Fungi; Kickxellomycota; Kickxellomycetes; Kickxellales; Kickxellaceae
Product: Sodium/sulfate symporter
Exons: 2
Coding region: 452-2032 (526 amino acids)
Biological process (GO): transmembrane transport
Cellular component (GO): plasma membrane
Molecular function (GO): transmembrane transporter activity
Source: RefSeq, a predicted model, not a curated record